GAGGUUGAUUUAACUGUGAUAGAGGUGAGAGAAUAUAUACAUUUAAGCUGUAUAUACAAGUUAUUCUGAAUAAGCAAAAAUAUGUAUUUUAAUUAUUCAGGUUUACAGCAUCUAAAUGUGCAAUCACAUUUUGAAUAAAUGUAUCACUGUAUGUCCAGUGUCCCAUUCAAACGUGGAACUUUGAUACACUACUUAUGUAUGCAAUAUCAGUUCUAAUUGUACCUGAGGUCUCUUUCAUGUGUACAUUUCCCAUAAACACUGAUUAUUUCCUGACCACAAUUUUUACGCUAUCAUAACCUAAGUAACACGUGAAUGGAGUAAUUACUGAAGUCCAGCGCGCUACAGGAACUGCCGCAGGCUAUGGAUAAUAUAAUUCAGAUGGUCAGGGCAGGGACGCCGUGUCUGUUGCCUAUAUUCUACCGCCUUUUGAAAACACGUGUGUCUCAUUUAGAGUAACGCACUCACACUGUCAACAGUGGGAUUUCCUUUACAGACCAGAGAAAAAGAAAGCGCUAAGAGGAUGGGGAGGGAAAGUCCGUUAGUCUCGACUAGAACGUAGAUGAUUGGGAAAAUAAAAAGUAGCCGUUGUUUGUCUGAUGUGGACGUGUUUCUUAUUGUAAUUCCAUAUUACCCUCAGUAAUUGAUCAAAAGCUUCUGUAUGGAAUUGAAAAAGCUGUCACAUUUUUUUGUGGGAUGUCUAAAAACGCACAAUGUUCCAAACUAUUUAUUAUCCAUUUCUUUUUAUUUUCAAUACAGGUUAUCUUUUUGCCUUGGAACACCAUGACUGUGGAGGAACGAUAGACAUCCGUCAAGAGAAAAACGGUUGCAUACGCUAUUCCUCAUUAGCAGGCCAAGUUGAUUCAAAUAAUGUCACUUUCAAAAGGCCAGGACAUUCGGACACAGAGUGCAUUUGGGUUAUCGAUGCUCUCCGUACUCAAAAGGUACAAUUAGAGGUAAUUUCCAUCGACAAUGUGUCGCGUGUAUGGGUGCAUUUUGAGAGUAAUGGGGAACAGAGGGAUUAUGCACUUGAAGAAUCCUCACCGGUCUCGGCCAUGGGCAGGAUCAUCAUUACCUGGAGAGCAAAAAAGUAUGCCAACUCGCUACAGUCCAUAAAUCUCUCCUUCACUGCGGAUUGGAAAGACAUUGGGAAUUCCUUUGAGGGUCAAAAGGGGAAGUCAGCUCAGACAGAACCUGCCAUACUACUAGGGACCUCCUCUCCCAGCAUCUCAGCAGCUCCCAGAGUUCGAAGGAAGUCCUGGCUCCUGGGGUCUUCAGAGCCAGCCCUGGGCAGCAAGGGCAGCACUCAUCACCCCACUGGGCUGGGGGGGCAAGGGUUGGGCCAUGGGACAGUUGGUGCAUUCCACAGCCUGACCUCAGCCCCCGCCCACUGGCUCAGCCCCGACGCGUCUGCAGCAUCUGAUAAGGAAGUGCCCCCCCUCUCUCAGGAAACAUCGGACAAUAACCCGGACACGUCUGGCGCUGCUCUCGCCGAGGCCAAAGUGCAGGGGGCGGACGCCGUUGCCCUGCAGCGCUCGGAGAUUCGGGCUGAAGAAACCAAACCAGAGCCACCUCGUUUCCCGGGCACACCCACGGAUUCUCCGGGACUUGCCACCACCACUGUCCCUCCCACGCAGGGCCUGGACUCCAUUUUCCCAGGGCUGCUGAAUGUUCGAGUGCCAAGGACUGCAGCUGCUCCUCUCUCACACACUGAUGCUGAUUCCUCUAUGCCCCUCUCUCAGAUCAACACCCUCCUGCCUACUCUCCCCCCUCAUGGGACUGCUCCUGUCCCUCCCUCCCUGGCCCCAGACCAGCAGGCAGAGCGGAGCGGGGAUACUCCUUCUCACACAGACACCACAUCAGGGAGUCCUCAGAGCAGUGUAGCCUCCCUGUCCCUCAGCAGCAUCUCCCAGCUCUCAGGGGAGGUUGAAGCUCACAGCUUGGUUUCUACUGUGGUGAACUCGCCACCAGACCUCACACUCCCAGACUCCAGAAAUCCACCCGUGGCUUAUGUCUCCACAGCUCAUACAGGGGUUCCCAGGGGAAAGGAUUAUAUACACAGUUACUACCAGCCCAGUUUUAUAAGCCCUUUUCCUGGCACAGGGGGGCAGGAAGUAACUGAAAGGCAGUCUGCAUUCGACUCUUUAUCCGACAGCACCCUCGGGCUGUCUCAGGGGAGGAGCGCAUUCCCAGAGUCAGAGGGAACUAUGGGUAGGGACUCCUGGAGUGUCUCUGAUCUGGUGCCUCCUGCAAGCUCCUUGCCUGAGGACACCACAGGCACACAGCAGGCCUUAAAGGCAAACGGGAGCACUGAAAUGAUUCCAGGCUCUACUGAAGCUGAGGGGAACCUCAGGAUCUCCCCUUUAGUCACCAGGAGCCUAUCUGAAGAUAAGAGAUCUGAUGUCCCUGGUGUUCUGGAGGACGUCUCUGCUUUGUCAGCUUCCACAGUCGGGCCCAGUGGUACUGCUUCCCCCUCUCUGGACAGCAGCACUAUGGAGGAGGUGGCAGUCUCUGUUCUCCGUGUUGAUCCAGGCAGCUCCCUCGGGCAGGUGCCUUCCAUCUCUCCCCCUGUAGGAGUGGACACAGAAAAACAGGUCAGCACAGUCGUUCUGGGGUCCUCCGACCCCUACACUGCCACCCCUGUUCCAGAGCUGGGUGAGAAGGCCGAAACUGACUUCACUGUAUCAGUGCCGCUCACUGAAGCGCCAACUCACAGCUCUGUCUCUGCUGAUCGGGAUUUCACAGAAAUGCUGACCGAGAAGCCAGAGCUCAAAGACUCAGCGUCGACACACAACGAUCACGUAAGCUCCGCCUCAGCGACCGCAGUGUCAGAGGUUUCCUUGGGGCCUGAGUGUGAGACAAACCCGGCCCAUGAGUCACAGAGCUCAAACUGUGCCUCACACCCCCAUGUCCCCGUGGAGGCAGAUGGUACAGGCCCUGUGCCAGCCGUCUCCACGGCGUCCACAGCCCCCACCCCUGCAGGACCGCGGCAGGAGCCCACUGUGUCUGAGGACCUCUCUAGUGCUCCUCCCAUCCACAGCACUCCUGACCACUCCCUCACAGGAGUAACCACAGCAACCCUUCUCCUCACGACAUCGUUUGCGGAGAAUACCCAGGGGAGGCGGAGGCCCAGAGGCACACAGAGUCCUGAGGAGACUGUUCCUCAUAGCAGGAGGGGGCAUUCUGAGAGCACAGCAACCAGUGCUGAUGGGUCCACCUUCCAUUCCCACACAGUCACACCUGGCCCUGUAGACUCCAAUACCUCUCAGAGUGCAGAGCCCGGGUCUCCCACCUUGACCCCUCCCUUAGCGGCGAGCAGCACAGCGGGGAGCAGCACAGUGGCGAGCUCUGUCUGUUCACUCCCCGCCUGCUCGUCUGUGCCUCCUCACACUCCUGAAGGGCUGUCCCCCUCAAUACAAGUUGGGACGGAGGGACCGCGGAAGGCGGGCUGUCCCAGCUGCACCGCCAUCCCCUCAACAGCAGGGGGAAAAUCCAGCCCUCCAGUCACCUUCAGUCCCACUGUAACCGUGACCACACGACUGACCAGCAGCAGUCCCAGCAGCAGUCCCAGCGGAAAGACUCAUCCAACCACAGCGACCCCCUUCCCCUUCACACCCCGGCCAAGGCCAACGUCUCAGACCCCUGGCCGAGAGACAGUCCCUCCCCCUCCCUCUCCCCGGACAGACCAGUCCACCAGCACAUUAUCCACGCAACCAGCCAAUAGCAGGGCUCCCAGCUCCUCUGCUAAACCAGUCAGAGGCAGAGUAUUCAUUGUGGAGAAUCAGCCUGCCAUCAUAAAAGAAGAAACUGUCCAGCUCCUUCUGCAGAUGGUUCUAGAAAGUGGGUCUCCUGGGGAGCAGAAAUCUCCACAGCCUGAGAGCAUCAAAGAGGAUGUAGUCAAUAAGGUGGAGCCGCUCUUGCAGAAGGCUCCUGGGUAUGAGGGACUACGGGUGUCAUGGACAAGUGGGAAUGCGGUCGUGCAGGGUGUGCCUGUGUUCAAUACCGCGAGGGCGCUGUCCUGGCUGGGGGCCCCUGGGGGUCUUCUGGAUGUGACUGGGCUGAGGGAGAACGUGAGGCGGGGGCUGUAUGUCGGUGGGGCCAAGGUGGCGAACAUCACUGUGGGUGGGCUGCAGCCGGAGCUGUGUUCGUGGCUAUUCCUCUGCCCCUCAGGGUUCCAGUGUGUGCCGACCAGCCUGGGCAAUGCCAGCUGUACCUCCCUGUGCCACACAGACUACUGCAAGAACAGUGGAAUCUGUACACACCACCAUGGCCAGCAGCCAAUGUGCCAGUGCCCAGUGGGGGAGGAUUUCUGGUACAUGGGCAGGUGGUGUGACUUCCGCAUGACACGGCAGAGGCUGGUGGGCGUGUGUCUGGGCGUCCUGUUCACUGUGGCCGUGCUGAUGGCCACCCUGUCCUACCUGAUCAUCCGACGCUUCAAAGCCAUGCUGAUCCAGGCCAAGGUGGACCAGACACGCAGCAGCUAUCGAAGGUUCAACCACUUUGACGAGCUGUCCAGUAGGUUCUGGCUGCGGUCUUGGCCGGGCUCAGCGGACUCCCUGGAGAACCCAGCCUACAGCCGCUCUGACGAGCUGCUGCACCUCAGGGCUCUGGAUCGAACCUGCUGUUACCACGAUGACACUCUCUCCAUCGCCUCCACCUACCCGGGUAGUGGAACACACGUGAACACAGUCUACGCUCAUGGCUCCCACUACAACUGGGACCUGAGUGACGGCAGCAUAAACGAAUGGAUCGCGGACUCUGGGAAGGCGAGCGACCUGUCUGUGUGCAGCUGGCCCAUUGAGCCCAUCCAGUGGACGCCCUUCCCCCUGCUGCAGCAGCUGGGCAUCAACAGAGCAGCUAAGACACCUCGUCCUCACUCCUACUGUGAAGGAAUGGAGCUGGUCGACAUGGAGAAAACCCGGACUGCCUGAACACCACAACCAAGGAAAGCAAAGUACAUGAAGAACUGAACACGACAAGCCUACAACAAAGCCAGCCACCCAAGAACCUUCUCCACAUCCAUCGCAAUGCUCCUCCCCGUUUAGGAAGCAUACACGUACCAUGUACAGCGGAACAAUUCUAUACAUAUAUAUAUACACACACCAAGUGCAAAUCCAAGGCUUUUUGUCUCAAUAUCUUAUUAUACAUUUCUAAGAUCAACCUGGUUUAAAUGUUCAGUAAAUUGUUUUAACAAAAUGAGAAAUGCAACAUCUGGAGAAAUCGUUUGAUUCAUAUUUGGUAGAGCAUGUACUUAACAGAUCAACACUGGCAUGCCUCUAUGAAGUCUGGGUAAUACUCAAUGUAUUUUUUAAGCAAUGCUUUCAAUUUAUCAAUAUGGACAAUUUAACUUAAAAAAAAAAACAAAAAAA
Molecule: messenger RNA, 5366 nt
Organism: Anguilla anguilla (European eel)
Lineage: Eukaryota; Metazoa; Chordata; Actinopteri; Anguilliformes; Anguillidae
Product: mucin-5AC
Exons: 11
Coding region: 711-4928 (1405 amino acids)
Source: RefSeq, a predicted model, not a curated record